AUGUCAGACUCUACAGCUCAAUCUAUCAGACAACUCAAGAUCAAAACAGGAGUUGUCAAACGCUUACAUAAAGAAGAAUCUACUUAUAUCCAAGAAGUGGUAGAUCAGAAGAAGGUGGUACAGAAAUACAAGGAUGAAGGUAAAGAUGGAGCUGAUAUAAGAGCAGCGGAGAGAGUUUUAAGAGAUUCGGAAAUGAUGGUUCCUAGAACUAGGAAGCAGCUGGAAGAGGCAUUUCAGACUCUUGAGGACUUGGUAAACGCCCUUCGACCUGAAGAAUCGAUUUCAUCCUCUCCAGAAUGGCAAGAUGCUUUCAGUCAAUUGCAGCAAGUGGAGACCGCUUGGAAGUCCGAAGGCAACUAA
Molecule: messenger RNA, 360 nt
Organism: Kwoniella shivajii
Lineage: Eukaryota; Fungi; Basidiomycota; Tremellomycetes; Tremellales; Cryptococcaceae
Exons: 4
Coding region: 1-360 (119 amino acids)
Biological process (GO): post-chaperonin tubulin folding pathway; tubulin complex assembly
Cellular component (GO): microtubule cytoskeleton; cytosol
Molecular function (GO): beta-tubulin binding
Source: RefSeq, a predicted model, not a curated record